This is a messenger RNA of Necator americanus (New World hookworm), 288 nucleotides long. RefSeq lists its product as uncharacterized. The record is from RefSeq and is a predicted model, not a curated record. The transcript has 3 exons. Lineage: Eukaryota; Metazoa; Nematoda; Chromadorea; Rhabditida; Ancylostomatidae. Bases 1 to 288 code for a protein of 95 amino acids.
AUGGAAGACCAUGGUGCCAUUGCCUCCCUCCGCCGAGAACCCAAGCCCGUGCCGACAGAAUACAUUCGGCGCGUUACUCAAGACAGAUUGAAAAUAUCGAAUGUUUGUUGCGUUGCGUCCAAUUUAUGCUCUGAACCCAGGAAGCCGACAAUUACGAUCCAUGCCAUCCACGCAGGGAUAUGGAGAAUUUCGAAAAACUUUGCAACUCUUGGGGUUUUCGGCCACCGAAGGAAAAGAGUAGUCCGGCGGAAACGUUUUGAACUAUGCUCCGACAUCGCUGCUUUCUAG